This is a messenger RNA of Castor canadensis (American beaver), 4646 nucleotides long. RefSeq names its product tribbles pseudokinase 1 (gene Trib1). Gene Ontology annotation, biological process: protein phosphorylation; regulation of MAP kinase activity; positive regulation of proteasomal ubiquitin-dependent protein catabolic process. NCBI's taxonomy places the organism in Eukaryota, Metazoa, Chordata, Mammalia, Rodentia, Castoridae. Gene Ontology annotation, molecular function: mitogen-activated protein kinase kinase binding; ATP binding; protein kinase activity. Gene Ontology annotation, cellular component: nucleus. The record is from RefSeq and is a predicted model, not a curated record.
GGCUGCGAGCCCCGCGGCGCGGCCGGAGUCGUCGCAGCCACCUCAUUGCACAACCCGGCUUCCCAACUGUUUACACAGCCCGGCCUGUGAGUGUGUGUGUAUACAGCGUGAGUCACCGGGAGGCGGAGGAGGUGGAGGAAAAGGAGGAGGAGUACCCUGGCCGGGAUCAGUGCGGCGCACACACUCACUCGCUCACACUCACUCACUCUCUCCGAGCGCGUCGCGCUCGCUCACACGCCGGGAGCCCAGGAGCGCGCAGGACCCGGAGCGCCGCGGAAAAGUUGCUCCGGCUUUUGCUCGCGACUAAUUGCUUUGGGAAGUGCAUUUGCUCCGUGGCUCCUCCGAGCCUGUGGAAUCCUGUCCUCGCCGCUCUGGAGGCGGGCAACGCCGGCCGCUUUCGCCCCCGGGACUGUCGGCAGCCUCGGUAACAAUAGCUGCGGCUGCCCCCAGCGAGGCUCCCCGAACUGGUGCCAGCGGGGGUCCGGGGACCCUAGCCGGCCUCCGCCCCCCGGACGCCCAGCCAGCGUGGUCCCCGCGAGCAACACUCACGCCAAGGAGCGGCUCCCGCUUUGCCCCUCCUGGGGGCCGAGCCAAACCCGGGUUGCAAACUCCAUCCAGCCGGCUGGAAGAAGUCGCAGUGCCAGCGCCAAGCCCGAAGUCCCUCCCUGCGCGGAUCCGGGGACUUACAAAGCCGGGGCCGCUCGGGCCAGGGACACGAUGAGGGUUGGUCCUGUGCGCUCUGCCAUGAGCGGCGCCUCGCAGCCCCGCGGUCCGGCCCUACUGUUCCCAGCUGUCCGGGGCACCCCGGCCAAACGCCUGCUGGACGCGGACGACCCCGCAGCCGUGGCGGCCAAGUGCCCGCGCCUCUCCGAGUGCUCGAGUCCCCCAGACUACCUCAGCCCCCCCGGCUCGCCUUGCAGCCCUCAGCCCCUGCCCGCCGCCCCGGGAACCGGCGGCGGCUGCGGGAGCGUACCGGGGCCCAGCCGCAUCGCCGACUACCUGCUGCUGCCCUUGGCCGAGCGCGAGCAUGUGUCCCGGGCGCUGUGCAUCCACACCGGCCGCGAACUGCGCUGCAAGGUGUUCCCCAUUAAACACUACCAGGACAAAAUCAGGCCUUACAUCCAGUUGCCCUCACACAGAAACAUUACUGGUAUCGUGGAAGUGAUCCUUGGCGAAACCAAGGCUUAUGUUUUCUUUGAGAAGGACUUUGGGGACAUGCACUCCUACGUGCGCAGCCGGAAGAGGCUGCGGGAAGAGGAGGCUGCCAGGCUUUUCAAACAGAUCGUCUCUGCUGUUGCCCAUUGCCACCAGUCAGCCAUUGUGCUGGGGGACCUGAAGCUUAGGAAAUUCGUCUUCUCCACGGAGGAGAGAAGCCAGCUCAGACUGGAAAGUCUGGAAGACACACACAUCAUCAAGGGCGAAGACGAUGCUUUGUCGGACAAGCACGGUUGCCCAGCUUAUGUGAGCCCCGAAAUUCUCAAUACCACCGGGACCUACUCCGGAAAGGCAGCGGACGUUUGGAGCCUAGGGGUGAUGCUCUAUACCCUUUUGGUUGGACGCUACCCCUUCCAUGACUCAGAUCCCAGUGCCCUUUUCUCCAAAAUCCGACGUGGACAGUUCUGCAUUCCUGACCACAUUUCCCCCAAAGCCAGGUGCCUCAUUCGCAGUCUCCUGAGACGAGAGCCUUCCCAGAGACUUACUGCUCCCGAAAUCCUCCUCCAUCCCUGGUUCGAGUCUGUCUUGGAACCUGGGUACAUCGACUCGGAAAUAGGAACUUCAGACCAGAUUGUCCCAGAGUAUCAGGAGGACAGUGACAUUAGUUCCUUCUUCUGCUGAUCCCAAGAAAACCUCAGAAACCUCAUAACUCUCACACAUGGCAUUUCUAAAGGUGGACAGGCUCUCCAGCGUGUUACCAGCCAGAUAAGUGACUGCGUCAAGACUGUCACUGCAGCACUCUGCGCGUGCCCCUCUCACUGGCUGGCGUGUGUGACUUAGUGACGUGAGCAGCGUCCCCUCUGAUCGGCUGCCCUGGAAAGUUGUUCCCCAUCUCAGUGAACCGUCAUCAAGUAUUUUAUCCCACUGGAGGAUGCCGUGUCUCUUAAAGCUAGCCCAGAGAGUGGACAUCCUGCACCACGUGCUCAAGAACACGUGAUCUGGAACAUUUGAAUGGGAAAGGACGCAAGUCAGACAGUGAUAUUUUUUGGGGUAAUGACCCUAUUUGAACAGGGUGACAGUUUGGGCCAAUAAACCUGCCAUCUUGGAACUUGUCCUUGGUAGCUGGACUUGCUACCACAGUUUCUCUGAUCAGAAAGUACUUUUUUGGUUUUUUUUGUUCGUUCGUUCUAACACUCAUUCUUGUUCCACACUCACAGUUACCAGUGACUCUGCUCCGUUGGUUUGGAGCUCAGGACCCUGCCUGAACCCUGAACCCUGAACCCUGAACCCUGAACCCUGAAUCCAGACUCUUCCCCGAGAUCCAGAGAGACCUCAUAUGCAAUAAUGCCUUUCUCUUGACCUUGAAACUUGUCCCCUGCAACUAUGAAGGCACUUACGGGCUAAUAAGAAAGCAGCUGUUUCAGAACUGAGCAAGAGCAGAAACAGCAGUUUUUUGGUUUUUGUUUUUUGUAAUAAUUUGAUCCCUUGGAAACUGUUAGCUAAUUAAGUUCCUCUGAAAUGUGCUAGUACCUAUCCUUCACUUUUUCCCCACGACCAUCGUCAGGGUGGAGCCUCUUGUCUGGAAGGAAGAAAGAUAGGGAGACUGCCCAGCCUGCUCUCCUGGGAGCAAAUGUUAGACAUCUUUGGGCUUCGAAGCAAGUGAAUUUUGGACAGUCUUAGAAGAUGCUCAGACUAAUUUCCAGAACGAUCCCCCACGGAAUGGCCCGCCUCUGGCAUCCUGUGCGCGUCUGCGGUCCUGCGUGAAGGGCUGUUGGUGUUUCACACACGGUGUGGUUUAUGAAUCCACCUGUGGAGCUGGCUACUGGAGCGACAGAGAGAGCCCCAAAGACUUAAAGUCACAAGGGACGUGAUCCCACUUCUUUCCUCUUGCUGCCACCGCCCCUGCGGACAUCCCCCCUUCCGCUUCUUUGGCAGGUGGGACCCCAGCCCCUGCUCGAAUGCUUCUGGAGACAAAAACUCACUCCCCACAAAAGAUAGAGCUUCACGGAGAAACUGUAGCUUGCAUUAAAAAAACAAAAACAGAUCAAGUCUCAGUCCCUGUCCAGGACGGGGCUGAACUCAGUUGGUGAAACGGGUAAAUGAAACAUACUGUACUUGGAGAAAUGGCACAAAGCCAGGCAGGCGUCUUCAAGGGCUACACCAAGGCGGACUACUAACAUGCAUUGCGAGAAUGCUGUGUAUACCUCACGUACUGUGUACUUUGUACAUACGUUUUACCUUUUAUACAGAUGUUCGGUUUUGUCGUCGUCGUCGUCGGUUGGCUUCGACCUUUGUUUUGUUGUCUGUGUCUGUCUGAAUAACCUGCGUGUCUCGAACCACGUGAACUGUGAAUGAUCGUUGGCGAUGUCAGUGUGACAGGGCAUGGGCCCCGGGGGAGGGGGAGGGAGGACGGGCCUCCCUGCAGGGACGCCCUCGAGGUUGCUCAGCUCGGCUGGCGUAUCUGUGAUACCUGAUCCGGGUGAGGACGCUGGGCUGGCAGGGGCCUCUGCCAGGACAGCUAGAAACACUAGAUCUUUCGGUAUGUGUGUAGAUACGUGACCAGUGAGAUGCUAUUGCUGACUCGUAGAGAACUUUUAAUAAAUCUGGUUUCAUACAGAGGUGUAGUGAAUUUCAUCUCUAACUUUGGGGUUUUUUUUUUUGAUCUCACUGUAUAGCAUCCAGGCUGGCCUCAAACUCUCGAACCCCCUCCCUCAGCCUCCCCAGUGCUGGGAUUACAGGCAUGUACCACCACGCCUGGCUGUUGACUGAAUCUUUGAUAGACUUGAACCUGAUUACUUUUGCAUUUCAGUGGGCAAAUUGACUUUGGCGGGUGGGGCUUAGGUUGGGGGGUGCUGAGGGUGGGAUUGGGAGUCAUGAAAUAUUUAAUGGGUGCAUACAUAAGUAUCCUCAAGUUGUAAGAAUUCCUCUGGCUUUUUUUGGGGGUCAGGGAACCUUGAGAAUUUGACAAAAGCUGAAAAGCUGUGUGUACUCACAGGUCUCCAGCAGAAUUCUGUCAUCUCGAUGGAGGUUCCUGUAGGUCCCUGAAGACCUCCUGCUGAGAACCCCCCACUUUAGACCUAAUUAAAAUGGGUAAUGGCGCACCCCCCCCCACACCUUCUAUAAGUGAAAAAAUGAGAAUGAAAACGAGGAAACACUGCUGUGGAAACAUUGAUUUGCGUCACGAAGGCAGGGAAAGAGGAUAUUUUUAUUUAAUUAGGUUUAUAGCUUCCUUGUUUAGAAUCUUCUUUAAACAAAGUAAAUUAGCAUCCAGGCCAAUUCUGAAAAACAUACUGUAUAGUAUGACAUUUACAGGAAAAAAAGGACAUAGAAGUUUGUAGUCCAGGGAACUCACACCCUAAGCACACUGGUAUGGCCAGUGGUGAGAUCUAGACAGGAAAGUAGCAGGACCAUUGGCCUCCUUGUCCCUGUCCGCCCUGCCUGGUGUCUGCCACCAGGGGCAACCACUGUGGGAUACAUUUUUUUUUUUUAAU